CAUGUCGCGUUAACACUGCUAUUAGUCCCUAAUUGUGUUCCCCUCCCCAGGCGCUGCACCAUGACCCCCUAUCAGGUCCUUGCAGGCCCUGCGAUAAGGUGCCUAUAUUCGGUCAUCCACGGACCCAGGAGGUAGCAGUCCAGGGCAGACAAAUUAUUCUGAGACAGAAGGUAACUCGCGCCUCACUUCGGACCUCUCCGCGGCAUUCUGCAGCAUCGAUAUGUAAUCUUUUCGGGUCUUGUACUCUUCUUGAAGCUUGAGCCACUGGCAGUUUAGAUUUGAUACCCCGUAUAUAUAUUACGUUCAGGCGACCUCCAUCUGGACCGCGUGAACCUUUCCCACUAUUCUACCAUCUUGAUGACAAUGGGGGUCAGCAAUGACUACGAUUUCUCACUCCCGAUGGCGUCAUUGCUUCGCAUUGGCACGUCCGAGGCCCAUGAAGCUGCAGAGCACAGUCAAGGCGGCGUCCGGCUUGUAAAGGGUGAGCUGGACAAGGAAGAAUACGUGUAUUUCUUAAUGAUGCUGUGGCACAUCUACGCCGAACUCGAGCGGGGUCUAGAGACGCACGCGUCAUACCCGACGUUACAACCAACGUAUAAUCCUACAUUGCUCGCCCGCACUCCGAGUCUCUCCCAAGACAUAUCAUAUCUACUUGGGGUCCCUGAAGCAGAAUGGCAGACGCACCCAUCACAUAGCUCAUUGAUGGCAUCACCUCCCAAACCUUUUGUGGAAUAUACCACGUGCCUCCGAGAACUUUCUGAGUCUUCAGAUCCCACAUGUUUACUUGCACACGCUUACGUCCGCUAUCUCGGUGAUAUGAGCGGUGGUCAAUUCAUACGACGACGUAUAGCCAAGGCAUACGACCUAGACGUAGAUCGAGGAGAUGGGAUACGAUUUUACGAUUUCAAGAAAUUGGACAGUAGUGAAUCUGCGAACAUGGGGGAUCUCAAGAAAAUCAAGGAAUGGUAUAGAGAUGGAAUGAACGCUGGUAUUGGUGAUGAUACCACGCUGAAAGCGGCUGUAUUGGAAGAGGCCAACAAGGCCUUCAAGCUGAAUGCCAGUAUCUUCGAUUUACUAUCAGGGGAGGGGCAGGUCCAGGAACCACAGCAGUCAGCUGUCUCAACGCCGAAACAGGCUAAGGCACUGUAUGACCCAAUACUAGUUUCCUUAGGCGGCCUCCUUUCAGUGGCAAUGACUGUGGGCCUGGCUCAUGUCGUGUACAUGGGCGCUAGCAACGCCAGUGGCAAUUGCGUGCUCAGGGGGGUGGAAUAUUGGUUACGAAGCAUUCUGCCGCCCGCAUAAUGAUUCUAAGACGUAUUUUAUUUCCGACAAGUUGGAAUGGGCAUUCCAAACUUCGAGUUGUAGCAUACAUACCGUCAUGAGACAGACUUGCGUGUACUGUAAUAACAGUUCC
This is a messenger RNA of Suillus subaureus, 1414 nucleotides long. RefSeq lists its product as uncharacterized. NCBI's taxonomy places the organism in Eukaryota, Fungi, Basidiomycota, Agaricomycetes, Boletales, Suillaceae. Gene Ontology annotation, molecular function: heme oxygenase (decyclizing) activity. Gene Ontology annotation, biological process: heme oxidation. The coding region runs from base 358 to 1302 and encodes 314 amino acids. The transcript is spliced from 3 exons. The record is from RefSeq and is a predicted model, not a curated record.